Zonotrichia leucophrys gambelii is the source of this 299-nucleotide messenger RNA. Its product is annotated as C-C motif chemokine 4-like. Gene Ontology annotation, molecular function: chemokine activity. Bases 6 to 299 code for a protein of 97 amino acids. Lineage: Eukaryota; Metazoa; Chordata; Aves; Passeriformes; Passerellidae. The record is from RefSeq and is a predicted model, not a curated record. The transcript has 3 exons. Gene Ontology annotation, cellular component: extracellular region. Gene Ontology annotation, biological process: immune response.
CCGGCAUGGGGACAGCAUCCAGGGUGCUCUGUGCCCUCCUCAUCCUCUGCACGCUGUGCUGGCACAGCCUGGCUCAGAGAGCUCCAGCCAUGCCAGACAAGUGCUGCUUCAACUUCCAGACCAGGAGGAUCAAGAGGGACAACGUGGUGGCCUGCUACCCCACCAGCCCCGAGUGCCCGCACCAGGCUGUGAUCUUCAGGGUGAGGAACGGGAAGGAGAUCUGCACGCAGGCCAGCAGGCCGUGGGUCAAGAGGUACCAGCAGAGCUUCCAAGUCAGCUCCUUCUCCAUCCCCAGCUAG